AUGCACAAUCCUGGAUUCUUACCUCCCCCAGAUGCCUUCGCGCCAGGUCCAGGCGAUGUCAGUCUUGACGUCGGCAUUGUCGGAGCUGGGAUUGCGGGAUUGAGUGCUGCGAUAGCCCUGACGAGGAGUGGGCAUCGUGUUGAGAUCUUCGAACGCUCGCAAUUCAAAAGCGAAGUCGGCGCCGCAAUCCACUCCUCCCCGAACGCAACCAGGAUUCUCAAAUACUGGGGAUUCGAUUUCGAACGGGCGCAGGCGUUGGAUCUUGAGCAGCAUCAUCUUCUCAAGGGCAGCACCCUCGAACUGCUCCAAGUCACCGACCUGACGCACAUCCCGGCAAAAUACUGCAAUCGCUACCUCUCCUUCCAUCGGGUGGACUUGCACAGCGAGCUGCGCCGGCUGACCGUGGAGUCGCCGUCGUCGUCAGGUACACAGUCGCGGUUCGCCUACAAAGUCACAGGCUUCGACAGCCCAGCCGCUCGGACCGGACAGGCAGCCUUCCGAUUCCUCAUCCCGACGAAAACGCUCCUUGAAGAUGAGCAGACCAGACUUCUGUUCGAAGACUCGACGGUUCGGUUGACCCUGGCAGUGGGCGAAGAUCGCAGACUGGUGUGGUACCCGUGCAGGGGGUCAGUCGUUGCAUUCGAAGAUAUUGGAAUUCGUCCGCAUCACGCGAGCAACUUUUGGAGGCGUUUGCCGACUUUCAUCCCAGGCUCAGAGCGAUCUGCAGACCAAGGCCAAGGGGCAGGCCAAGCGAUCGAAGACGCCGCAGCGCUGGGAGUCCUGUUCUCGCACUUCACUCCGACAGAUAGCGUGUCGUCGCGUCUGCAGCUGUUCGAGUCGGUGCGUAGGGACCGGGCGUCUGCUAUCCAGAUCUUCUCACUCGUAGGGACGGAUCAGGCAGAGAAGAUGAAGGAGGCGGCGGGAGUGCAUAUCAAGGAUGGAAAGAUACCUAGAAAGAUUAUCUAUUCUUUUUCUUGUCAUUCCUUCAUCGAUAAACAAUCUGCUGGCAGUAUCGCAUUAAAUACUAUUGACACCGAAAACGUACUGUAUAUACAUCCUGUCUGCCUGAUCAUUAAAUCAAUCAAUCAACCUACAUAUGUACUCGAUAUGCAUAGACAGACACUUGCACCCAACCCAACCAAAGCAUAUCAAAGCAUAUCAAACCAUGCUAUGCCAUUAUAUAAUUUCAUUAAUGUCUGUAAUGUACACAAAUACAUACAUAGACAGGACAUACUGCAUACUGUAGACACGGCACGAGAGGAGACAACAGGGGCAGGAACAGGAGGAGACGACAAGAAAAAGGAAAUCUCUUUUUCCUUCUUCUUUGGGUAUCGUGUCGGAGCUUUCAUACACACAUACAUACCUUAUACUGUAGAUGUAUUCUAUCGCAGAACUAAGCUAAGACUAAGGCUAGGCUAUACAAAGCAAUCUCUACCCUGCCCUGACGACGGAACGGAACCAAAGAUGGCAGAUUAG
Messenger RNA from Rasamsonia emersonii CBS 393.64, 1476 nucleotides. RefSeq lists its product as uncharacterized. Gene Ontology annotation, molecular function: monooxygenase activity. The record is from RefSeq and is a predicted model, not a curated record. The transcript is spliced from 9 exons. NCBI's taxonomy places the organism in Eukaryota, Fungi, Ascomycota, Eurotiomycetes, Eurotiales, Trichocomaceae. The coding region runs from base 1 to 1476 and encodes 491 amino acids.